Messenger RNA from Pelmatolapia mariae (spotted tilapia), 5012 nucleotides. RefSeq names its product myomesin 3 (gene myom3). The transcript is spliced from 34 exons. The coding region runs from base 1 to 4062 and encodes 1353 amino acids. The record is from RefSeq and is a predicted model, not a curated record. Gene Ontology annotation, molecular function: protein binding. NCBI's taxonomy places the organism in Eukaryota, Metazoa, Chordata, Actinopteri, Cichliformes, Cichlidae.
AUGGCUGCUGAUGAAGAGUAUGAGAGAGAGCAGUGGACAAUGUUUGGGAAUGAGGCGGAGAGGGUGGAAAUAGAUGUGAUCAGGAACCAGCAGUUGUUACGCACUCGUGUUAACAAAAUAGCUCUUCGCAAACAGGCAGAAAUGAAGGCAUCUGCCCACAUGAGGUACCUGGAGCAACUGAGUCAGAAGGCCCCAGACUUUCCAAUCCCUCUGAGGGCUCACACUGUCUGGGAAGGCAUGACUGUGAAACUCUCCUGCACUGUCCAGGGCUGUCCAACCCCAAAGGUGACAUGGUACAAGGAUGGUGAGCCGCUGAUAAUAUCUGACCGACCGUGGAAUUACAAUCUUCAACAAAAAUUUGGUCUCAACACACUGGAGAUCAGAAGGUGCUCUCCUGAUGAUGCUGGCGAGUACAAAGUGGUAGCCAAGAGUCUCCUGGGUGAAGCUGUGACCUUUGGAACCCUCGUGGUGAACUCAUAUCAAGGAGCCGUGGCUGGUUCAGAGCGCUCGCAGACCUCCACCUUACAGCUUCAACAGGAAGCUCGGUUUGGCACCUCCUUUCCCCCGACCUGGGUGAAAGAGGGUGACACCCUCACCCUGGAGUGUACAUUCACCUCAGCUCUGCUCCUCUUCCAGAAGGAUGUCAGCUGGUUUAGAGAUGGUGUACAGCUGCAUCAGUCCAGCAAUGUGGAGAUUAAAACAUUUGACACCAAGGCCGUCAUCACCUUAAGGGCUGCACACAAGGAGCAUGAAGGUCUUUAUACUGCAAGACUGAGAACCACGGAUGGAAUCCAAGAGCACAGCGCUUUUGUCUAUCUCACAGAUGCAUCAGCUGCAGUGGUGGGCGGUCCCGCGUCUCCACUCGCAGUGCAGGUGUCUGACGUGAACAAGGACUACGUUUUCCUGACUUGGCAGCCGCCCAGCGCUGAUGGAGCUUCACCUGUGCAGGGAUAUUAUGUGGAACGAUGUGACCUCGGCCAGGGUGAGUGGGUGCGCUGCAAUGUGGAUAUUCAAAAGAUGUGCCAUUACCCAGUGUUCGGGCUGAAGGAAGGAACUCUGUACCAGUUCAGAGUAUGUAGUGUGAACCAGGCCGGUGCAGGGCGCCCCUCCAAAGCCACGAAGCCCAUCCUCACUGCAGACCCCCUGGAACACACCAGGACUAUGGUGGUUACAGUGGGCGGAGGAAGGACCAUUACUAUCACAAAAGAUGAACUGGAAGGUCGAAUCAAAGCUCCUUUUCCUCCCACAAAUGUCCACGCCUGCGAGGUGAGCGACACCUACGUGGUGCUGAGCUGGACCGAGCCUGAACCCAGAGGCAGGGAGCCGCUCACCUUCUACGUGGAGCGGCUGUUUCAGUCCCUGACAGGAAAAAACAGCUGGGAGAUGGUGAGUCUGGACAUGGUGGUAAACUCUCCCAGGUUCCCAGUAUUUGACCUGGUGAAGGGCAAGCAGUACUACUUCAGAGUGCGUUCAGUCAACAAGUAUGGUGUCAGUGAUCCCUCUGAGCCGAGCACACCGAUCACCCUCGGAAAGCCACAAGCUGUGCCAGCUCCACCUCACUCUGUCAUGGCAAUUAGAGACACAGACACCUCUGUGCUGCUGCAGUGGCAAGAGCCCAAAGACAAAAACGGCAUCCUGGGAUAUUAUCUGUACUACAGUGAAGCUGGCAAACACAACUGGAAGACAGUUAACAAUAAGCCCUUUGCUAAAAACAGGUUUACAGUCCAUGGCCUCAAGACUUGGAAGGACUACGUGUUUAGAGUAAAGUGUGUGAGCCGAGCAGGAAACAGCAGCUAUUCAGACGAGUCUCAACCCAUCAUGGUCAAAUCAGCCAUUUAUGUUCCUUCUGCUCCCUCUGCCAUCGUCCUUCUGCUAUGCACUGGGUCAGAGAUGGUUUUGGGCUGGAGGGCUCCGUUCUCUGACGGGGGAAGCCCUGUACGUGGCUACUAUCUGGACCAGAAGGAAAAGGGCAUGGAAAUAUGGAGAGAGGUCAACGUCAAACCUGUCAAAGAGCGCCAGUUCAAGGUUUGCAACCUGACAAGCGGACAUUUCUACCAAUUCCGUGUGUUUGCUGCCAACGUGGUCGGCAUCGGGAAACCGUCUGAACCCAGUGAAGCUUUCCAAUGUGAGAAGUGGACGAUGCCAGAGCCAGGCUGCCCCUACGACCUGGAGAUCAGGGAGGUGAGAAACGGCUCCCUGGUGCUCUUAUGGGCUGCUCCACUGUAUGAAGGACGAAGCCCCGUCACUGGCUAUUUGCUCGAAAUCAGCCAGGGUGACCAAUCAGAGAACUGGACUGCUCUGAGUGAAAAAACAAUUUCUGACACGCAUUACAAGGUGUCGGGACUUCAGGUGGGUGAGACCUAUCGUUUCCGUGUGUCGGCUAUCAAUGAGGCUGGCGUGGGUCAUGCCUCUCUGCCCUCUGAGCCGGUGAUAGCUCAGACACAACCAGGCACCAAAAACAUUGAGAUUGGUGUGGAUGAUGAUGGCUUCAUAUUUUUGGGAUACGAAGCUGCUGAGAUGAAUGAUGAGAGCGAAUUCCUCUGGAGCAAAAAUUACACAGACCCAAUUGGUGCUGGGAGAGUGAGAGCAGAAACCAAGACGAAUAGGUCAGUCCUCACCUUCACAGACCCCUCUGAGGAGGAUCUGGGUCUCUACACGGUGAACAUGAGCGACAACCCCCAGCAGUCGUCCAGCUACGAUUUCACAGCUGAAGAUCUUGAACGGCUCAAAGAACUCAGUUGGCAAGUCAGAAAUCCGUUGAUUGCAUUGAAGUCGGCCUGGCAGGUGGAGGUUUCUGAGAAAGGCAGUGUACGGCUUUGGCUUCAAACUGAGAGUCUGAGUAAUGCAGCUGAGCUCCGUCUAAUCUUCAAUGACCGGGAAAUCUCCAGCACGCCGCACCGCAAGAUCAACUUUGACAAGGCCAAAGGUUUGGUGGAGAUACUGUUUGAUCAGCUCUCUCAGGAGGAUGAGGGCUCGUACACGGCACAGCUGAGAGACGGCCGCGCCAAGAACCAGUUCACUUUGGUCUUUGUGGAUAAAAAGUUUCGUGAGACGCUGGCCUUGGCUGAUGCAAUCCGACAUGACAACAAGAGGAAGACUGGUCCUUAUUUCCAGGAAUUCUUGUCCUGGAGUGUAAAUGAGGAUUGUGAAUUAAUUAUGAAGUGCAAGGUGACAAAUGCAAAAAAGGAAACAUCUCUCAAGUGGUUUAAGGAUGGUUUGGAGGUGACUCAGGUUGCGUAUGAUCCAUCAUCAGGGGUCAGCGUGCUUACUAUCCCACAGGUUACAAAGAAAGAGGCAGGCUCGUACAGAGCUGUGGUGUCAGACGGGAGAGGAGAAGAUGUGAGCACCUUGGACUUGCUGGAUGAAGAGUAUGACAAGCUUCUCCAGCACCUGAGUAAACAGUGCGCAUUAUCAGCCAGCUCGCUGAAGAUUCAGAGCACCGGUGAAGGCUUCAAGCUCUACUGCUCACUUAAAUACUACAUAAGCUUCCUGAAGACCAGCUGGUACUUCAAAGAGAAGAGGAUUGACGAGGAAGCCAGAACAAAGCCUGGCAGCAGCAUGCAGAAGGUUUGGAUUGAAAUCUUCAACCCAACAGAGAAUGAUAAAGGAAAAUACACAUUGGAGAUGUUUGAUGGCAAAGAGACACACAAACGGUUUCUUGAUCUGUCGGGACAAGCUUUUGAUGACGCUCUGUUGGAGCACCAGAGGUUAAAGCAGCUGGCCAUUGCAGAGAAAAAUCGGGCUAAAGUGACAAAAGGCCUUCCUGAUGUGGUAGCCAUUAUGGAGGGCAAGUCUUUGUGUCUGACGUGCUACAUUGAUGGCGAACCAGCCCCAGAGAUCUUCUGGCUUCGUAACGAUAGGGAGAUAUUCAGCCAGGAUCACUUUACAAUCACUAAGGCACCCAAGUGCAGCAGCAUCACUAUAAACAAUGUCAACAUGGAAGAUUCUGGAAAGUACAGCAUCUUUGUACGCAACAAGUACGGCUCUGAAACGGUUGACGUGACCGUGAGUGUUUACAAGCAUGGGGACAAACCUCCAGCUAAUGCAGUGGAGUUGAGUUAGGACUACAAACUGAGUCAAAAAUCGAUAUUUCUGCAGGGAGUGAGGGUUUACCAAGAUCUGGGCACAUGUUGCUUUUGAGAAUUUCCUGCAAACCAACCACAAUAUCCUCUACUCCAGGAUUUGCUUCUACAGCUUUACUUGAUGUGUCUAGUAUUUUGCUUAAUGAAACUCUUUUCGGCUGAUUAUCUUGCAUAAAAUACCACUAUAGUAGCCAGUGUUCUGCAGUAAACAAUGGUAGCAUUUUCUGUUAGCAAUUAGAUAAGAAAAAGCUGAUUUAUCUCUAUGUAAUUGACAUUACUGAGCUAGUUUGCUGGCUUUUACUUGCUCCACUAGCGCUGAAUUUGCACUGCAUUUUAUCAUUUAUCUGCUUUUGGUCAUGCUGCCAGUUUCAACAAGUCUCACUUUAAGUGCUUUUGAAAAAGCCUAAACUCUGAUCUCAGUUUCUGUUGAAGCAGAUUUGUAAUUUUUUCUGUGUGUGUGUGUAGUGAAUAAAGGAAUUUACAGCAAUUUUUCUCUGGUGGAUUACUUCUAAAAUAGAUUUUGCAAUGAAUGGUUUUUUUUCCACUCUGGAAGCAAACAGUCCGCAGUGUCAUUAACCCUUCUACAUUACCUACCUACCUACCUUAUUGAUCUCCUUAGUGUGUAUACUCCCAGUAGAACGCUGAGAUCGUCUGACCAAUUGCUCUUGGUGCAACCUAGGUCACGGCUGAAAACCAGAGGUGACCGUGCCUUUGCUUCAGUUGCACCUAUCCUCUGGAAUAACCUCCCUCAUACUAGUCGCACGUCUGACUCAAUCCAGACCUUCAAGUCUCGAUUGAAAACCCACCUUUUUAGCUUAGCCUUCCCGGCCUCCUAGAGCAGGCCUUUUAAGUGUUCUUUCUUGCCCUCCCCUUUCCUCUCUUUUGCCUAUAUUUUUUUAUUGUUUUUAUCGUUAAAUCUUGCUUGCUCAU